Messenger RNA from Cydia pomonella (codling moth), 4307 nucleotides. RefSeq names its product coronin-2B-like. Gene Ontology annotation, biological process: actin filament organization. Gene Ontology annotation, molecular function: actin filament binding. The transcript has 12 exons. The record is from RefSeq and is a predicted model, not a curated record. Bases 173 to 1948 code for a protein of 591 amino acids. NCBI's taxonomy places the organism in Eukaryota, Metazoa, Arthropoda, Insecta, Lepidoptera, Tortricidae.
CAUUCAUUCAUUUCAAUCAGCAAGUAGUGGCUUUAGUGUAGUGUUGCGGUUUCUAAUUUAUAGAAAUAUAUUCAUAAUUUAAGUUUUAUUCAGUAUUGAAUACUUAUAAUAAGUGGCGUAAGUGCUAUAACAACGAAGAUUGUAAACGGUUCUAAGUUAUUUCAUACACGGCAUGCCUCCGGUAAAGGACGAGUCAAUACGGGAAACAAAUUGCCUGGAAAUUAUAAAUAUUGUGGAGAAAAGUCCUGCAAAAAGCACAUUGGUUGAUGUAAGGGCUUGCAACAAACCUGCCGCUAAGGUCUGGUUCCGCGGCGUGAGGAGCUCCAAGUUCCGCCAUGUGUAUGGCGUGCCCUCAAAACGAGAGCGUUGCUAUGACAACAUUAAGAUCACCAGGAACGCUCAUGAUUCCAACUUCUGCGCCGUAAAUCCAAAGUUCGUGGCGAUCGUCACUGAGGUCGCGGGCGGUGGCGCGUUCCUCGUCCUGCCUUUGGAUCACACUGGACGCCUAGAUUUCAAUGCGAGCCGCGUCACUGGCCACAAAGGCCCAGUCCUCGACAUCAAGUGGAACCCGUUCAACGAUAACAUCAUCGCGUCGUGUUCCGAUGAUUGCACGGUGAAAUUAUGGCACAUUCCGGACGGCGGUCUUUCCAUGCACCUGACAGAUUGGUUGGUGGAACUCCACGGGCACAAGCGCAGAGUAGCGUAUAUCGAGUGGCACCCUACUGCCGAAAACAUCUUGCUGAGCGCAGGCUUCGACUACUUGAUCUUCGUCUGGGACGUGGGUAAAGGCGAGGCGGUGAAGGUGAUCGACUGCCACAGCGACGUGAUCUACUGCAUGUCGUUCAACCGCGACGGCUCCUUACUGGCCACCACGUGCAAGGACAAGAAGCUGCGCGUCAUUGAGCCAAGGAGCGGGAUCGUGCUUUCCGAAGGCCCCUGCCACCUAGGCACCAAAGCGUCCAAAUGCACAUUCCUCGGCAGCUCGGGCAAAGUGCUGACAACAGGAUUCUCUCGCUACAGCGACCGGCAGUACGCGAUCUGGGACCAGCACGACUUGGAGAAACCUCUGGCCUGUGAGACCAUCGACAGCUCUUCGGGCGUCGUGUUCCCGUACUACGACUAUGAUACUAAUAUGGUUUACCUUGCGGGCAAGGGUGACGGGAACAUCCGAUACUACGAAGUGGUCGACGAGGCUCCGUACGUGCACUUCCUCAACCAGUUUUUAUCUGGCAACCCCCAACGCGGCCUAGGCUUUAUGCCAAAACGCGGCGUGAACACGGCGCUGUGCGAGGUGUUCCGCUUCUACAAGCUGCACACGUCGCGCGGCCUCUGCGAGCCCAUCGCCAUGAUCGUGCCGCGCAAGUCCGACUGCUUCCAGGAGGACCUGUACCCCGACACGGCGGCGCCGCGGCCGGCGCUGGCGGCGCAGGACUGGCUCGGCGGCAUGAACGCGCCGCCCCUGCUCAUCAGUAUGAAGACUGGAGUGACAAUAUCGACGCACAAGCCGCGCACGAGCAGCAAGGCGGCGCCGGCGCUGCAGCCGCAGGACGCCAACAACCGCAAGAAGUUCGCCUUCCUCUCCCGAGAGACCACGCCCGACUACCGCCCGCUCGCCACCUGGCAGGACAACCACGCCGCCGACAACGACGUACAGAUGCAGGUGAUAGAGAAGUCCCAGAAAACAAGCGCGAACCAGAACACGAAGUUCCACCAGCUACAGAAGAUGUUCGGCAAGCAGAGCGGCGAGGCGGAACCCGUGCCGCUCUACAAGCAAAUCAACCAGGGCGACGUGUUCAGCACAGAGAAUGAGCUGCGCCUGGCAUUCAACCAGCAGGGCGAGGAGCUGCGCAUCGUGAAGCGGCAGCUGCAGAACAGCCAGCAGCGCGUGCGCGAGCUCGAGCAGGCCGUCGCCGCGCUGCAGGCGCACGUGCAGCGCGACGCUUCCUAAGCACGCGCACGUGCAGCGCGACGCUUCCUAAGCACGCGCACGUGCAACGCGACGCUUCCUGAACACGCCGUGCACGCGCAUACUGUAAACUUUGGUGGCCGGGGAUUGGGACUUGGUUGCACGUAACUAGUGGCGAGGCAGUGCCAGAAGAAAACAUUUUUAAUUAUGUUUGAUCGCGGAGCACGAAAAACUCGCACGGAUCUCCAUGAAAUGUAAUAUCGAAUUUCCAAAACACUUUUUGGUCACAUUUUAAUAGAAAUUGUAUUAGAUUUUAAUAUCUAGCCAGAAAUACCUGUGACUGUAGAUAGCCAGCUACAUGUAUUGGACUUGUUCUUAAUAACCGGGAAUGACAUCAAACCCUAUUAACCAGUUAUUAAAAAUGUGACCACGGAACUGAGGCGAUUGAAACACAAUUAGUCAUCGUGACCGAUCGAAAUUAAGGCACGUUCAUGAUAUGUCUUUUACUUACACCGGGCAUUAAGUCUAGUAAUAACCGUCUUACCGCCGCUACGUUACGUGUAACAAGAAUAUUACAGUCUGAGCCCAUUUUGGGAGCUGGUUGAAAUAUUAACCUUAUACAAGGUUUGAGAGUGAUAAUAAUGUGACUUACGUUAGCUUAAACAGAAGUGUUUUUGGCUCGUAGAGAAUGCCAAAUGAACAAACGAAUGCGUCGACACGUUGCUAAUUUCUACCUGUAGAUAGGAUUUCUCAAACCUUUUUUAACAAAAGAUCUCAUUAGCAACUCUAUAAUCGAUCUAUCAUUCCAUCUGAACUUCUAGAGUCUACUUGUAUUUUUAGUAGGACUACGUUAGAAAUGGAAAUAAGUACAAGUUUACAAUGUGCGAUGUCUUGAUGUUGUACUUGUUCAUAUAGUUUGUGUCAUCCACGGUGACGCGCAGAUUUGUGAAAUCUAACCUUUAAUAACAUGACAAUAUGAGUCAAGGCACGCGUCUUCGUGAAUGACAUGAUCUAUAACAUGCUGCUAUUAUUUGCUAGUAAGAAAAUGUAUUGACUUAUGACGCCAUGACCUCUCUGAUAGCCGAAAAGAAGCUUAGUGUAUGAAGUAAAUUGUCUUGUCAUUUUGUCACAAGUUCUACAAUGUAAAUGCUCAAUGGCCACAGUAGAUGAAUGUAGGUCUAUAUGCACUAUUUAUGCUUAAAAUCUUUAAGAUGGCAGCUUCCAAAAAAUAAAAAUUGCAUCCAGUAUUGUUUACAAAAUAAAUACCUAAGGAUGAUUGUGGACAAUCCUACCUCACUCGUGUAAAAAUUUACAAACUUCUCAAUUUGAACAUUACAACGGAAAAAUAUAUUCUAUGGUGGGAUGGAUACACAUUCCAAUUGGCAUUUUACGUAAGUAAUGUUAAUGAAUCAAUCUUAUCAUUAAUUGAAAUUUCCACGGUUAGCUAAGUUGCCAAAAUAUGUUGUAAAUUAUAAAAAAAAGUUACUUUGUGUAUUAUGUUGCAAGCUUUUUAUUUCGACAUGACGAAUCUAAUCUUAAAUUAUCACAAAAUGAUGUUUUCAAAUAUGUGUAUCUGUUGAUACUGUAUUUCUUUAUUGAUAAUAAUUUACAUUCUUUUAUUAGUGAUUUUAUAGUUUUGAUAAUUAGUUAUAUGUUUACAAUUAAUGUGCAAUUUAAAUCAGGGUGAAAAAGUUAUGGUUUGUUGCGAUCAUUUAAAGGAGAGGCACCUUUUUAAGAAGCACAUGAUAAAUUUUAUUCCAAGUGUUACAGUUAAGUUGACAUUUUGUUAGUGAUCGUUUUAAGAGUCUGAUUUUGAUAAUAGUGUUACCUGUUAUUUUUUUAAUAUCGAUGUGUAUGUGCUUUCUGUGUAGUUUUUGUAACAUUUUACUGUGUUAUUCCAGUUUCAGGUAUUUAACUUCUGUUGUAAGUAUGCAAUGAAAUGAAGUUCUAAAUGAAUCUUUUUGAGUGCAAGCAAGUAUGUGCACAAUUUAGAAUGGUAAAGUUACCAGAGUUCCCUUAAAAAGUUAAAGUUAUAGAUAAAAAUAAUCACCUUGUAUUUUUAAGGUGCUAGUAUUUUUCUAACAUCUGAUGGAACUUCUAACAUGACUAGAAAUUUAAAAGUAUUAUGAUGUAGCGUACUAGCUUAGCAUUGGAUUUAUAAACAAUUUGAUAUAACUUUACUAUUCAAAAAACCCAAAAAACUCUAAAAUAACGGUACUAAACAUUUACAUUCCAAUUUCAGUCUAAAAGGCAUAAUUAUUGUAGUAAGGAUAAUGAAAGUAUUAUUGUGCAUUAGCUGGUUUAAUUACUUACUUGGCUAAGUCAGUGUUUAUAUUUAUUAUCAUGUAUUUUUAUAUCAUGCUUGUGUAGCACAAAUUUUCAAAUAAAUGUUUGAAUAAUA